CUCCCGCCCGCGGCCGCGUCUCCAGCGGCAACGCCGUAACACGGCGGGAGCGCUGCGCCCCGCGGGCUGGGCGGCUGCUGCGCCGCGUCCGCGCCGGGCCCGCACGAGGGGAAGGGUCGGGUGGGCGCCGUGGCCUGGCAAUGCUGAGGGGGUUGGGGGAUCCCGAACAGCGGCGUGGCGGCAGCCUGGGCUUUCGGGACGUCUUUCCCCGAUGAGGCUACGUCUAUUCAUCUAAUGGAUACAUGUAUGAGGAAUAUGGCACAGUUGUUGGACAAUGAUCAGUUUUUGGAAAAAGUUGGGGUGACCACAACAUCCAGUCUAGAGGUUGAUUGUCCACCAUGGCAAGAUUUUACUACAUCUGCUCUAGGACCAGAUAAUGGAUUGCUGGUGACACGUAUCAACGAGACGCAGGAUCUGCUGGUAGUCAAGUUUUCCUGCUAAAUGGAGCAACAAGAAAAGCAACACAUGCCCAGUAUAAAUACAGAGUGGGGAAUAAAUAAACUGAUAGACAACUUUUAUGUUUCCUUACAUAUAUUUGCAUAUGCACACAGGCGAUUUAACUAAAGUUACGAAAUUGACAUACAGUGUCUCUGCAAAGAUGUGUCAGUCUGUGAACAAAUGAGGCAAAACAAUACAGGUAGAUCAACUGCUGAUAGUACGUUUUUCUUCAGAAAAGCAGAAGACAAUAUAUAUCCCUUCAAACUCUGUGAGAUGGGUUUUGGAGCUACUUAAGUUUUCUUCCUUUCUGGUAAAUCACUGGAGUAUUGAUUUUCUUUCGUUUCUUAUUUGAUCUAUAGAGAGUACAAAUGAAGAAAAUACAGUCUGAAAAGGUGCAAACAACAGAAGAAUGGCUGAGAAACUACAGUUUAGAAUCCUUGCAAUUAACAUUAAAGCAUCUGAUAAACAAAGGCAACAUUAUUUUUGUUCCAGGGAUUCGAGAGAUGGUGUUGAAGAGGUUGAAUUUACAGAAGAGACCAUUACCAAUUUUGAGUCCAGACUUUCUGAAGUGAUUGAACUUUAUCAGCAGCGAAUUCAGUGGCUGUUGCAGGACAGCAGAAAGGUGUUUGGCCUUAUAAAAGGAACCAAAGUUGGACUUGUGGUUCAUGUGUCUGAUACAAGUUACGGACAUAGACUACUGGAUUUUCAGAAGGCCCUUUUGUGCUUAAUAGAUGAACAGCUGAGUUAUAAGAAGGAACUCUACUGCCUCUCAUUCAGUACAGAAAUUUCACCUCUGUGGGAGAGUCCAAAAAGCAUCAGUGUUCACGUGCUACAUGAAGCAAAACAGUGGAUACAACAGCUGGAGCCUGGUCGAGGCUGCAAUUUGCUGAAAGCCUUAAAACAUGUCCUUACGAUGAAAGAACUGAAUUCUCUGGUUCUCAUAUUAGGAAGCUGCCCUGAUCAGUCUUCAGAAAUAUUGUCUGGCUAUGCUCAGCAGUGUGUGCUGGGGAGAAAACUGCAGAUUCAUGCUGUUACAUAUGAUUGCAGCCAUCCUGCUUCUCUUGCAGUUCUAAAGAACCUUGCAGAAGCUGUAAGGGGCCGUUAUCACUGCUAUUCUUCAAAGGGAGAGAAUUUUGAUAGCAGUGAUGUCCAUCUGCUACUUCAGGAAUCUCAGAAGGCUAAGAACCUACUCAAGAGCAUCAAACAGUCUUUUCAAAGAAGAAUAGGUGGCUCACUUAUUAGUAGAAUAGAGGAGGUUUCCACAGAAUUUGCAAAUACAGCACCUUCCAGCUUCUUACCAAAGCCUCCAAAGCACGAAGGAGUGUUAGUUAUUCAAACGCCAUGUGUCCUGGGCAAAACCUCGACAGACUGGUUGAAGACAAAUGGAUUGAAAGCUAAAAAGUUAAACCUUUAUCAAGUUUUGGCUCCCAAUGCCUUCUCUCCUGUGGAAGAAUUUGUACCUAUUCUUAAAAAAAAAGUAUCAUCAACUCUACAUGAGAAAGCGAUGAUGAAGUUCGAAUGGUACGAUGGAACUGUGAAAAAUAUCCAUGUUGACCUACCGGUAUUAUACAACUAUCAGAAAAUGCUCACUAAAAUGGUAAGAAUCUAUGAGAAACGAAUUGACUGGCUAUCUGUUGCUAGCAGAAGAAUAUGGGGAUGUGUUUGUGAAAGGAGGGUGGUUAUACUUGUUGAUAUAUCAGUGACAAACUCCAUGUACAUCAUCCAUAUCCAACAUUCUUUGCGGCUUUUGCUUGAGGAACAAAUGUCAAAUAAGGAUUACUUCAAUAUUAUAGCAUUUGGGAGUGAUGUUUUGCCUUGGCAGCUGGAACUGGUUCCUUCCCAACCAGAAAACUUGCAAAAUGCUUGGAGGUGGGUGUUGGGCUUGCAGUGCAAAGGGAGUAGAAACAUCAUGAGUGCUCUGAGGAGAGCUGUGGAAGUAGACUUCAAAGACAAAGAUGUACACAAAUCACAAGGACUUUACCUGCUGGCUACUGGAAUACCUGAUCAGGAAACACACAGAGUCAGUGCUUAUGUGGCUCAGGUUUGCAAAGGCGUUGAUUUGCAGCUUCACGUCUGUCUGUUUAGUGUAACGGAGGCUGUUGACUCCAGUGGGAUUAUUCCAGCCCGCUAUGCUAACCCAACAGAAACUGCCGUUGCUUUUAGAGAAAUAGCACAGGCAGGCAAUGGGAGAUUUCAUUGGUUUGGAGAAGCAGGUAUCUUUGAGAGUGAUGAUAUCACUGUCAUUGUGUCUGAAAUGGAAAAAGCAAACAACUACUCCCAAAAGUGUGCGUUCCUAGUGGAAUCCUUGAAGCAACGUUCAGUAAAUCGGUCUGUUAAUCCAUUUACACCAGAAGGAGACUCAAACAUGCUCAGGAAGAAUGAGAAAAGAAGGCCACACAAGUUGCAGUCUCCUAAACCCACAGCUCUGAGUCUGGCUAGAAUGAAUAUUAAAGAGAACCAUGGUGCAGAGAGAAAUGCUUCCGUAAGAGCGCUGGCAUGGCGUCCCACUAGUGCCAAAGCAGAAAUUCCACCAGCACAAGCAAUUAAAGAAUGGCCUCAGACUGAGAAUAAAAGAAAGAAUAAACCCAGGAAGGAGCCGGAGUCUUCCAUGUCAGUAUUUUAUACUGAUAAAGGAAGAAAUGUGGGUACAGUAUACCGAAAGUAUCCAAAGAUAACGUGCAUCAGAAAGUCUGUUCCUCCUGUUACGUUGCCAAAAAAAGAGGAAAUCUGUUCAAGCAAAGAGUGGCUCACCAAGUACAGUAUUAAAAAGCUUAAGCUAGAACUGCCCAGAUUGUUUGGUCCAGGCUGUACUCACCAAAAGAAAACUGUGGAUUCUCUGCACAAGAAAGUAUCAGCAAAAUACUGUCGUAUCUUCCCAAGUGUAGAAAUCAAAGGGGUUGUGAAACAUCUGCAGUUUCAAUCUAAAGAACUGGAAAUCUACACUGAACAACUGGAGAAAGUGUUGCAGCGCUAUAUACAAAGAAUGCAGUGGCUUCUGUCAGGAAGCCGAAGAUUGUUUGGUACCAUCUUAGAAGCGAAUGUCUGUGUUUUGAUUGAUACAUCUGGUUCCAUGGACCCGUAUUUGCCACAUAUCACAAAAGAACUUACCUCCCUUAUCUGGGAACAGCUGAGAAAAAAUGAAGUCAGGUUUAACCUGCUGAGAUUUGCAGAAAAUACAGAGAGUUGGAAGGAGUGUCUUGUAGAGGCAACUGACGAAACAUGUCAUGAUGCUGUGCAGUGGGCAUCCAAAUUCCACGCUCAUGGUAAUACACGCAUCCUUAUGGCUUUACAGAAAGCGCUUGGUUUCCAAGGUAUAGAGGCACUUUAUGUGUUGACUGAUGGAAAACCAGACACCAGUUGCAGUCUGAUUUUGAAAGAAAUUGAAAGAUUGAGAAAGAAACAAGAUACUAAAAUCCACACCAUUUCUUUUAGCUGUACAGACAGAGGAGCUAAUGAAUUUCUGAAGAAGCUUGCUUCCCAAACAGGAGGGCGCUACCAUUGUGGGUUUGGAGAUGUGGAUGGACAAUUAGCAGCACACAGAAUGUUGACAGAAGGGCUUGAUGAUGAAGAUGAUCCCGUUUUCCCUUACUUUGAAGGAGAUGAUUUAAAGAAACUUACUCAAGAAGUGACAAAAGCUAGAGGUUUCUUAAAGCAGGCAAAAUCUUUGAGGUUAUUACUGCAAAAAUGGAAUAUAGACCAAAAGGACAAGUCUGGCUGUAAAAAAAGUGCUCAGGAUUAAAUUUCACAUCAAGAAAAUGCGCUGAAGAGGUUUGGAGUGGUACCACUAGUCUGCUGCUUUGCAGAGCGUGCUUAAAGCUUCCAGCUUCAAGUGGAAGGAGGGAAGAUGCAUUCUUUGUUGUCUCUGAACUGCUGGCAAGAGAAGAAGUUACAGAUGAUAAAUGCUACUGACUUAAUUCCACUUGCAGACUUUGCAGGACUCAAAGUAAAUCAAGCCCUGAACUCUCCAAACUUUAGACAUAAGUAGAGGAUAUUUUUCCAUAUAGCUAAUACAAAUUUUAAAAGUGUAAUGUAUUUCUAAUAUAAUUAGUAGCCAUACAGGAUCACAAUUUUUGUUUCUCUGCUACUGCAGCACACUAAUAAUUGCUUCAGUCAGUUGGUGGUAUGUCCAAGAUAAGAUGUAUUUUUUGGCAGUGACUUCUUUGCUGGUGCUCAUUAUCCCUAAUAAAUGGGACAGGUUCAAGAAAAAUGCAAUGUAAAAGUAGGGAAUAAAUGUUGACAUUAGUGUCCGUGUAACCACAGAAGCCAUAAAAUAGUUGGUCUUUAACCAUUGCAUCCCAUCCAGCUUCAGUUCUGUAGGUGUUCUCAGGCUGUGCAGCCUCUCUCGGUGCUGCUGGAGCCGUGUUGUCUCACAGGCUGCUCAGUCCUGCUGUCUAUUCUGAGCAGCUCUUUCCCUUAAAAUAUGGUUUCUGUCUCUGCCUACCUACCUGGAAACUCUUGUUGUACAUCCUCCCAUCAAUCUGAGUGCUACUUAGUCAGGAAGUCCUUUUAAGAAGACAGUUCAGCUAUGAUGACCUGAUUGAGUGCUCUGUUAAUGAGUUUUCUGUGUUGAUCUGUCAUGUGUAUGUCAUUUCCUUUCCUGGUUUAUAUUUCCUGCCAUGCAAAUCACUGUAUUCAAGACAUAAUAAAAUAGGAGUUUUAUAAUUGACAAAUAUUUAUAAUUGACAAAUAUUUUAUAAUUGACAAAUAUUUUAUAAUUGACAAAUAUAUUUUUCUGCCAGCUUGUACGUCAUGUCGUUGCCAUGACUCACUGAAUAUGUUGAUUUUGCAUGCAGAGAACGAAAGACAAAAAUCAGUUGGUACCUUGAAGCGCGUGUUGUGACGUCAUCAGAAGAGCGCUGCGUUUGCAGCAGGAGUGGGGAACUUCCGUGUGAACAGUUCGUGUGCUGCCAUCAUUCCCAGUCGAGUUCCAGCUGCCGUGCUGCACUGAACUGGUGCGGCUGUUCACAAACCUCAGUGUGGGCUGGCAGGUCAGGAGCUCCUUUGUGCGUGGUUCCGCUCACCUCCUUCAGGGGACAACAGCCUUCGGAAGGGUGGGACAGCAUGGGAUAGUGACAAAUUACUCCAUCUAAAUAUGCCUGGAUGUGACUCAGCCCCAGGAAGUUUGUGCUGUGUCUGAAGAGCUUAACAGCAAUUUGCGUGUGUUGUGCUGCACCCUUUAGAAUUUGGUCCAGGAACAAUUUCUCUGUUUUAUAAGCAUGUUACCUGCUAUUACUGUGUAUCUAGAUUUGUAUUGAUAACCACAAAGUCCCAAAAUUUUAGCACCAAACUCGUUAAUAUAACUAAGUCACAAGAAUUUUCGUUGAAUCAUUUUAACACAUGUGAACCAGUUAGAUGUGUGUAGGAUACUUUUCCAUUGAACUUCAGCCCUCUGUGAGACCAUCUCAAACAGGUACUUAUUAGAUGUUUGAUUUCUGAAUACUUGAAAGAGAAGAAGGGAAAAUCCACCACCAGAAACAUUCAGUACAAGUUAAUGCACUGUUUUUAUGCAUGAUGUAUUUGUAUUCCUUCCCUUCAAAUAUUGCAUAAACUGUCUCCUUUUCUAACAAGACCUAGGAGCUGAUAAAGAGCAUGUUCAUUGUUGCUAUUAGAAGUGGCUGUUUCUUCCAGUAAUUCCACCUGACGUGGCAAUGCAGUCUCACACUUCUUUCAUUGGGCCAGUAAAUCAAUCUGUGUAGCACGCAAAGCAGCCGUGAAGGCAAAGUAAACAAGAACAACAUCAUUUGGAAAGCAUUUUAUAGGACACAUUCCAAGGCCGUGCUUUGAAGUACUUCCGUAUGCUUCAUUCCUUCCAUGAGGAAACGGUGAAAGACACAGAAUUGUAAGACAAAUAAAUACACAAGGCCACAGGAAAAAGGAAGGAAUAGAGUAAGAAUGUUUAUGUAUGUUAAUGAGGAACUGAUGCAUUUAAGAAGAAUAUGAUCUCUUAGCUUUGCAGCUAGCUGUCUGAAGAAUAUAGUAGAAAACCUUGACUUGUAAGGCUUUUUUUUUAGAAGGAAACACAUUUAAAUUACUAGGUAUUGUUUGGUUUAGAAACACUAUAUCUGAUAGUAUUAAAAUGCAAAAUCCAUUAACAGAUGACAGGACAUGAGAAAAAGAAAAAGCAUAGUAUCAUGUCUACUAAAUGUAUAUUUGUAACUUUCUUCUGUUAUUGUUACAUUAUACAGACAAAAUGCAUUGCUAUACAGACAAAAUGCCUUCACAAAAGACAAGCUAUUGAAAUUCAUAGUGCUGAAUGCUGAACAUCUUUGCUGAACCAGCAGUCAGAGGGACCUUCCUGCCCAAAGCAUCUUAACUCAGUCUUGGCAUGCACCGGUUCUUUUGCUGUCUUAGGCAUCAAAAAUACACCUUCUGUCCCAUCACAGGAAUAACGAUCUGUAUUGUCUUUUCUCUCUGGUGUGGAUUUACAGCAGGACAUGGGUAAGCUGCCUUGUCUCUGUUACUUUUCUAGAAACAUAGCAAGGAAUGCGAAGAACGUUGUAUGAUCAUAAAGCAUGUAAUGUUCCAUUUGAAUUAUGUAUAUUUGGAGUAUUAAAUUACACCUGUUGUUGCAUUAAUACAGUGUUGGGAACUAUUUUUAAGGAUGACUUCACUCUGUAGAAAUAUUGGAUAUGUACCAAUGUUUAGUAUUUGAUUUUAUGAAAAAUAAAUAUUCUUAAGUUUC
Columba livia (rock pigeon) is the source of this 7120-nucleotide messenger RNA. It is a transcript of the gene VWA3A, whose product is annotated as von Willebrand factor A domain containing 3A. NCBI's taxonomy places the organism in Eukaryota, Metazoa, Chordata, Aves, Columbiformes, Columbidae. The transcript has 33 exons. The coding region runs from base 848 to 4177 and encodes 1109 amino acids. The record is from RefSeq and is a predicted model, not a curated record.